Messenger RNA from Morus notabilis, 1647 nucleotides. RefSeq lists its product as uncharacterized. Gene Ontology annotation, molecular function: thermospermine synthase activity. The transcript is spliced from 2 exons. The coding region runs from base 67 to 1038 and encodes 323 amino acids. Lineage: Eukaryota; Viridiplantae; Streptophyta; Magnoliopsida; Rosales; Moraceae. Gene Ontology annotation, biological process: polyamine biosynthetic process. The record is from RefSeq and is a predicted model, not a curated record.
UUUGGCGCCAACUGGUACGUUUUCCUCUGAAGAGAGAGAGAGAGAGAGAGAGAGAGAGAGAAAACCAUGACAUUCCCGCUAACCUCGUACCAAAUCCCAACAUUCCCUCCUAACCCACGAAGUCCAAUCCACUCCCCCCCAUCAAAAAGACUACAACUGGCCCCCAAAUCCCACCAUAACAAAUCCACCAACCCCCAAACGACAAGAACCCCCCAAAACGGCGCCGACGGAAUCCCUGCCGACGACGUCAAAGUCCUUGCCAAGUUCAAGUCCCGUCACAACUUCAUCCGCGUCCUCCAAGUCUCCCGCAAAGCCGACCACCCCUUCGCCGGCUCCCGACUCCUCCUCCUCGACAACCCCGGCAACAUCCACAGCAUCUCUUUCUUCCUCAAUUCCAAUCUCACCACCCACACCUACUUCGAUGUCUUCGCCACCCUCCCUCCCAUUCUCCCCCCGGGGGGCCCACUCGCCAUUUUCGGCUUCGGCGCCGGCUCCGCCGCUCGCCUCAUUCUCCGCCUCUACCCCCACGCCGUCGUCCACGGCUGGGAGCUCGACCCUUCUGUGAUCUCCGUCGGAAGAGAGUUUUUCGGGCUUUCCAAGCUCGAGAAAGAUCACCCCCAGAGGCUGUUUAUCUACAUUGGAGACGCUUUUAAGGCUAGCGUUAGAGAUGGGUUUUCUGGGAUUUUGGUCGAUUUGUUUAGUAAGGGAAGUUUGGUUCCUGAGCUGCAGGAUCCGAAGACGUGGGAGAUGCUCGCCAGGUGUUUGAGAAAAGGUGGCAGAGUGAUGGUGAACGUUGGAGGGAGUUGCGUUGAGGCGGAGGAUAAGCGGAGAGAUGGGAGGGUGGUUAUGAAGGAGACUUUGAAGGCAAUGAGAAGGGUUUUUGGGGAGAAGCUUUUUGUUUUGAGGCUUGGGAAUGGGAAGAACGAGGAUAGCUCGGUUGCUCUUACAGGUGAUUCGCCGGAUCUUGAUGCGUGGAAGGAGAAGCUCCCUCGUUCUUUGGCGGGCUAUGUCGAUAUGUGGACCCCAUUUCGCUGCUGAGACGGUGACAAGAAGAGUUCAUCGUCGUAUAUUUUUGACUGCAAAGGCGUGUUUCGGGUCAUUACAGCAAGAGAAGUAGGCAACUUUGGAUGUGAAAAUCUAGAAGCCGUUGAACACAAACCGGUAUCCUCCCGGAGUCUGCGAAGCCUCCUAAUACCACCUCCUUCGCCGAUUAAAAACAAGGCAAAGACUUUGGAUGCCCCUGCCGCGCCCGCAUCUCCUCUAGUUGCUUAAGUCUCCUUGUUCCAUGGAUGUCAAUAUUUCAACUAGUCCUCUCAUCUCUGUACAUGGUUUCUAUUGCCAUACGCAAAUGUGUCAUUAAUUCAAUCCUGUUCUUCAGGAGAUCAUUUGUGGGUUAUUGUUGUGCAAUUGAAUAUCAUUACUGGUUCUCAGAGCAUGUAAAAAAAACAAAAACAAAAAAAGAAAAAAAAAAAACUACUGGUAGGAAAUAAUCGAUCUCAAUAGUAGAUGUAUAUUUUAGUUCAUUAGCGUUGAUUUAUUUACUAGUUGUAUUGAAUUUCUCAACCUCAGAUUUUGGCAGUUCUUAAUCACAUUCUGAAAAAAUAAGGAGGCCUAAGGACAUUAGAAUUACUUUACUUUAUAUUUAUA